Messenger RNA from Tetranychus urticae (two-spotted spider mite), 1109 nucleotides. Its product is annotated as troponin I-like protein. The record is from RefSeq and is a predicted model, not a curated record. Gene Ontology annotation, cellular component: troponin complex. NCBI's taxonomy places the organism in Eukaryota, Metazoa, Arthropoda, Arachnida, Trombidiformes, Tetranychidae. Gene Ontology annotation, biological process: muscle contraction.
UAAACUGCCUUUCAGUCAUUUCCUUGCCUUAUUUUUGACUGCUCACAAUCUUGCCUGUGGUUCCUAUUCCCGAUUUACACCGCCCUUAAGCCUAAUUUUAAACAUUAACGGUUCUUUAUUAACUCCCUCAUCUUCCUUCUCACUCUAUUUUUCUCAUCUGCAUUUUCAUCCCCAUCUUAACUGUUGCUUCAAUUUCAUUAAAAAAUUAUUUUAUUUUGUUUUCUUUCAUCUCAUACUUUUCAAUAUUCAGCUCAUCGUUUUUGGUUAAUCAGAGGAUUUAAAAUUAAUAGUUGAACAUGGAUGAUAAAGCUAAACGACGAGCUGAGGUUCGAGCUCGACUUGAACAAGCUGCUGCUGCCAAAAAGAAGCGUGGUUUCAUGACACCCGCUCGCAAGAAGAAGCUCAGGAAUUUAUUGAGAAAAAAAGCUGCUGAAGAGUUGAAACGAGAACAAGAAAGACGAGCUGAAGAGCGACGUAAGAUUAUCCGACAACGAACCGGUGAACCUAAAGGAUUAGAUGGAAUUAAUGAAGCUCAACUUCAUGCCAUCGUUAAAGAGUAUUAUGAACGAAUUAAGAGGCUCGAGAGUCAAAAAUGGGAUUUGGAAUACGAAGUUAAUAAGAAAGAUUUCGAGGUUCGUGAACUUGCAGCAAAGGUUAAUGACGUUCGCGGACGUUUCAUAAAACCUCCAUUGAAAAAAGUGUCCAAAACUGCUCAACAAAUGGAAAAGAUUCGAAUGUUUACCGCUCGAGUUUCUCAAAUGGACUAUCGCUCUGGUCUGAAACAGGUUAACAAAUACACAUUAGGUGAUAAGGAAAAGGCAGAGGAAAAACCUGAAUGGGCCCAGAAUCAGAAGGAGAAAUCUGUUGCGUCUGAAAAGUCAGAAGGAUAAAUCGUUAAUCAAAUCAUCCUCAUAAUGUGUAUGUUAAUCAACCAUGUAGUUCUGAUAAGUUAUUGUAAUUUCAAAUUAUUGCUCAAAAACAGACUUCAUUGAAAACAAAUGCUAAUAAACACAACAAAACGUCAAAAAAUGGAUAAAUUAAUAAUAUUGUCAGUAAUUUAAUUACAUUGUAUUGAAUGAAAAUAAAUGGCCAAAGUCAUUAUUAUAUGA